Messenger RNA from Gasterosteus aculeatus aculeatus (three-spined stickleback), 1418 nucleotides. RefSeq names its product gastricsin. NCBI's taxonomy places the organism in Eukaryota, Metazoa, Chordata, Actinopteri, Perciformes, Gasterosteidae. Gene Ontology annotation, molecular function: aspartic-type endopeptidase activity. Gene Ontology annotation, biological process: proteolysis. The record is from RefSeq and is a predicted model, not a curated record.
CCAUCCAGCAGUGCGUUGUGUACAGGAGGCAUCAUGAAGUGUCUUGUAGCUGUUUUGGUCUGUGUGGUGCUCGCAGAGGGAAUCGUCAAGAUCCCUCUGCAGAAGCACAAGUCCAUGCGUGAGGCCCUGAGGGACAAAGGGAUUGAGCUGCCUUACCAGGAUCCAGCUCUCAAGUACCAGGCUGAUGAGUUUGCUGGCUCUGCCAGCAUGUACAUCAAUAACUACGCCGAUACCACCUACUACGGCGCCAUCAGUAUUGGAACACCUCCCCAGUCCUUCCAAGUGUUGUUUGACACUGGCUCUGCCAACCUGUGGGUGGACUCUGUCUACUGCAACACCCAGGCCUGCAACACACACACAAAGUUCAACCCCCAGCAGUCCUCUACCUACUCUGGCAAGGGACAGACCUUCUACCUGCCCUAUGGAGCUGGAAGCCUCUAUGGGACCUUUGGAUACGACACCGUCAAUGUUGGCGGCAUUGUGAUCAAUAACCAGGAGAUUGGUCUGAGCACAAACGAGCCUGGUCAGAACUUUGUGGUGGCAAAGUUCGACGGCAUCCUCGGCCUGUCCUACCCGAGCAUAUCGGCCGGAGGAGAGACCCCCGUCAUGGACAACAUGAUCAGUCAAAACCUGCUGAGUGCCGACAUGUUCGCUUUCUACCUUUCCAGGGGAGGACAGCAGGGCAGUGUGCUGUCUUUCGGAGGAGUGGACAACAGCUUGUACCAGGGUCAGAUCUACUGGACCCCUGUGACCUCUCAGACCUACUGGCAGAUUGGCGUUAACGGAUUCCAGAUCAAUGGUCAAGAGACCGGCUGGUGCUCUCAGGGCUGCCAGUCCAUUGUGGACACGGGAACCUCCGCGCUCACCGCCCCAAGUCAGUUUCUGGGUUCCAUUAUGCAAGCCAUCGGAGCUCAACAGAACCAGUAUGGACAGUACAUGGUGGACUGCAGCCAGAUCAACAACCUGCCAACCUUCAGCUUUGUUAUCAGCGGUGUGUCUUUGCCUCUGCCUCCCUCUGCUUACAUCACUCAGACCAACCAGAACGGAUACCAGUACUGCUCAGUGGACAUCUCCCCCACCUACCUUCCCUCUCAAGAUGGCCAGCCCCUGUGGAUCAUGGGAGAUGUGUUCCUUAGAGAGUACUACUCCGUCUACGACCGCAGCAACAACCGCCUGGGCUUUGCUGCAGCUGUCUAAGGGUCCUCAGCGUAACCUGACUGUUGACCUUAUCAGAAAAUAAUGAUUUAGUCCCCUUUAAACACUGCCUAAUCAUGAUCUUAAACAUAUUUUCUGGUAGAAAUUUAUAAGCAAUAUUGGUCUAAAUGUCUUUUAUUGUCCAUUCUCAAAUUGAAAGGUGUUGGAUUUGUAUAUUUAAAUUGCAUCACACUCAAGCAGAAUAAAAGGUUUUAACGCAAAUA